UACAACCUGUUGGAAGAUAUCAUAUUACCUCAGCCAACUGUAGAGUUUGGGACUCACACCUGGACCUGUCCUCUGCCGUAUAUCCUGCCCGGUUCUCCUGGCCAGCUCGGGCCUGCCUGGUCAUCUUUUCUCAAUCCCUCAUUCUCAACCCCUUGUUCCAAUAGUCCCCAAGCGGUUCAUUCUGACACUACAAUUCCUACCUUCCGGCCGACCUCCUGCACCACCUCAUGCCUUCCAUCCUGUCCCUGCAUUUUCUCUUCAAUGCCAGCUUCUCAUUCUCCGGCCUCCAGCCUAGCCCCAUCCUCCUCCAUACACUCAAAUCCAAUGGCAAUCUCGGUUUCAAAUGCCACCAGCCCGCCGGUCUAUUCCGCACCUCCUUUCGCCUCUUCUGUCUUUCUGCAUAUGCCGAGCUGUGCUUCGGCUACACCGGCUCCGGCACCGACUAUCAGUAGGACAGCAGAGCUAGUCCCCGUCUGGGCCUACAAAUCGUUAUCGGAGGCGGCCACUGGUACCAUCAAUGCUGGAGGCUCGACCGGAUGCUUUGCUCUGCUGGAUAGAAGUUCUUCGGAUCGACCCUGUCAGGCAUCAGCACAACCAAGCUUACAGCAUUACAGACAGAUGUCACCCUUUCUCCUGGAACUAGAAGGGCAGACUCAGCCUUGUGGGAUUCAUGGUGAAUGGGCCAAAUUAGCCCGCUCUUCAUCCAACCUCGUUUCAUCAAGCCUACACAAUGACGCAGAUACAGGUACCCCUCCAACACGAUCUGCAUCCAUUCCUUCUUCUCGAGUUAUAUUGAGUAGUCCUUAG
Messenger RNA from Protopolystoma xenopodis, 807 nucleotides. The record is from the annotation of a GenBank genome assembly. NCBI's taxonomy places the organism in Eukaryota, Metazoa, Platyhelminthes, Monogenea, Polystomatidea, Polystomatidae.